AUGUAUCUUCCCAGGCAGCUCAUCUCCCACCUUUACCAACAACUCCUCAAAUCUCACCACCCACUUUCCCCGCCAGUUCUGAUUCUUGUGGCGCUAGAGCCAGACGCGCUAUGUGCCUGUCGAAUUCUUACAGCAUUGUUGAAACGCGAUUUCAUCCCUCAUAAAAUCCAACCCGUUGCAGGAUAUGGCGACCUGUCGCGUGCGGGGGAGGAACUCGUCCGACCCAUGCAAACCACCAACGGCGGCAGCGGCGGUGUAGUAGUCUGUCUCGGAGUCGGGGGCCUGGUCGAUCUGGGUGAAAUAUUGGCGUUGAGCAACCCUGAAGACGAAGUCGAGGAUAUGGGGGGCGUGGAGGUCUGGGUGUUCGACGCGCGACGGCCGUGGAACCUGGGGAAUAUCUUUGGCGGACAAGCUGGGAUAGGACAGGGAUUGGAAGAAAUUGAUGCCAACGCGCGACGGCGAGGGCGCGGUGUGGACAAAGGCUGCAUCACCAACUCUUACACGUCAAAAAAGGGCGGCAUUGUCGUGUAUGACGACGGAGACAUCGAGGAAGAACUCCGCAAUGAACGAGAAGCAUAUUACGCGUUACUGGAAAUGCCAGAUGUCGACGAUGAUGAUGAUGAUGGGAGUGAUGAUGGCUCUGAGGACGAAAUGCAAACGGGGUCAAAGAAGCGCAAGUCCUGGUCGGGUCGCGAAGACGACGAUGAAUCUGAAGGCGAUGAGCCACCCCACCAACGGAGGAGGAGUAACUCGGGCUCCUCCGUCGCAUCAACCCCGACUCGUCGGAAGAAGACUGGAAUGAACUCGUCGAAUUCGUCACGAUCUGCGACACCAACAACCGACUCUCUAUCACCACCAGAGGCGAAGCAACCCUCGGCACGCUCAUUAAAGAAACGUUUACUUAAUCUCAAGAGGAGACACGACUCUGUUCUACAAGCCUACUACUCCUCUGGAACAUCAUACUCAGAACCAAUUUCAUCCCUGGUCUACUCGCUGGCUUCGGAGCUCGGAAGAGAUGACAAUGACUUGCUUUGGCUAGCCAUUGUUGGUGUCUCUAGCUUGGAACUCAGUGGCCGCACCAUGACUGGUGUAGGUAUUUCCAAUACAUCAGAAUCCGGUGGCUCAGCAGGCUGGGGUGGCCAGCGUGGUGAACACAUUCGCCAAAUACUUCGCGAUGAGGUCCAUCGUCUGAAUCCACCAGAUCCUGCGGAGCCAAACCGUGAUAUUCGAGGGGAGAUCAAUGGAGUCAUUCCUACGACCGCCAGAUCACCAACGGAUACAUCCAUCCGCCUUUCCCCCGAGCCCCGUUUUCUCCUUGUGCGACAUUGGUCGCUGUAUGAAAGCAUGCUUCACAGCCCCUACCUCGCUCCCAGGCUGCACGUCUGGACAGAGAAUGGCCGCAAGCGACUUCAUAAACUUCUAGCCAAAAUGGGUAUCAGUCUGACCCAAUGCCACCAAUAUUAUACCCACAUGGACAUGGAAUUGAAGCGCGGGCUGCGAGGCCGUUUGCUCAAAUACGCUCCCAUGUACGGGUUGGAUGGACUUGUGCCGGCCGAGGGCACCUCGGGAGCAAGUGCCCGAGAGGGUUGGGGAUUCGUGCGCUGCUGGGGCUGGAAGGCAUGCCUUUCUGCAACAGAUGUCGGUGUGAUCGUUGGUGCAAUGCUGGAAGUUGGGCCACAUGAAACUUCCACUGCAUGGGACUCUCAUCGCUUGCCGCCAGCGCGCAACACCGACGACAACGAAAAUGGCCAAUCGGGCGAAUCUGACCUGGCUAGUCUCCUCCCACGGUUCUGGUGUGCUUAUGACGCCCUUUCAUUAACCUCCGAGUCACCAACACUUCUCCUUGAGUCUUUGCCUCUGGCCCAGCAUCUACACCGUGCUAUCCUACGCACAGGUACCUCUUUGCUUUCCAAGCAUCAGAUCCGCCAUCUUCGGGCAUUCCGCAUUGCUGUGGUCAAAGAUGGACCAGAUGUCAAGCUCUUCACGAACCCUGGCGCUUUGACGAAGUUAGCACUGUGGGUUGCGGAGGCAAUUCGAGUCCAAGAGAAAGAACGUGGUGACUCCGUCAAAAUCGGCCGCAAGAGAGCAGCAGGAACUCCUCUCGUCCUUGCCGGUCUUGACGAAGAUCGUGAUCUCUAUGUCGUUGUUGGUACCGGUGGCGGUGGAGGAGUUGUUGACUUCGCUGCUAUGUCUAAACGCCAAGAAGAGCGCAAGAAAAAGAAGGAAAUCAAAGACAAGAAGCAGAAGGAGCGAGCAGAACGCCGUUCUAAGAAGGCUGCCGAGCGAGCCGAGCGAGAGGAGGAGACUGGUGCGGAAGAUGAAGAGUCUGAGGAUUCGGAGUCUUCGUCAGAGUCGGAGUCUGAAGACGAGGAGGAUCCACGUGGAAAGAGGCAUCUUCUUCGCAAUCGUUUCGGCAUUGCCUUCCAGGAGGUAGUCCAGGAGACGAAUGCCCGAGUCCGCAUUGAUAGCUUCGAACAUUGUGUUGUCGAGGUCCAAAAGGAUGACCUUGGCGGCUUCCUUGAAGCCCUGAGCUUCCGCAGUGUGGUGGGCUAG
This is a messenger RNA of Penicillium salamii, 2553 nucleotides long. The record is from the annotation of a GenBank genome assembly. NCBI's taxonomy places the organism in Eukaryota, Fungi, Ascomycota, Eurotiomycetes, Eurotiales, Aspergillaceae.